Messenger RNA from Cannabis sativa, 5792 nucleotides. Its product is annotated as protein HUA2-LIKE 2. Gene Ontology annotation, molecular function: transcription coregulator activity; glutathione peroxidase activity; double-stranded DNA binding. Lineage: Eukaryota; Viridiplantae; Streptophyta; Magnoliopsida; Rosales; Cannabaceae. Bases 394 to 5448 code for a protein of 1684 amino acids. Gene Ontology annotation, cellular component: nucleus. The transcript has 17 exons. Gene Ontology annotation, biological process: regulation of transcription by RNA polymerase II; response to oxidative stress. The record is from RefSeq and is a predicted model, not a curated record.
ACGUUAGAGAGUGAAUUAGGGUAUACUGCAGCGGCGCAUUUUAUCAUCACUCCAAUCCAACCAACUCAUAUCUCAGUUUGAAUGCCGUUCUUCCACGUAAAAACGCUCUAUUAGACUCUUCCCCACUUUCUCUCUCUAACUCUAACCCCUCUCUUCGGUUGUGCAAUUAGUGUUUUCUCCCCUUCUUCCAUAGACCACCGGUCUCACUUACUUUCUAUCCUCUUCCUAUCUUUAUCUCUCUCUCUCUGAUCUUUGAGCUUCAAUGCCUGCUUUUCUUUUUUACAAACAGUGCGAAAUUGUUCAAUUUCUUGGGCGAUUUCGGAAAAUCGCGGAACUCGGUUAUUUAAUUUAUACUCAAUAGCACUGCUCUAGUUUCUAUCGGGUGGGUCUUCGAUGGCGCCCAGUCGACGAAAAGGCGUCAGUAAAGCAGCCGCAGCAGCCGCUGCUCGCCGGCAGUGGAAGGUCGGCGAUCUUGUGCUUGCUAAAGUCAAGGGUUUCCCUGCUUGGCCGGCCACGGUAAGUGAACCGGAGAAGUGGGGCUACCCUGCUGAUUGGAAGAAAGUACUCGUUUACUUUUUCGGAACCCAACAGAUAGCAUUCUGCAACCCUGCUGAUGUUGAGGCAUUUACUGAGGAGAAGAAACAAACUCUUUUGGUCAAACGUCAUGGAAAGGGUGCUGAUUUUGUUCGUGCAGUGCAGGAGAUCGUUGAUAGUUAUGAUAAGUUGAAGAAACAAGACCAAUCUGAUGAUGUCAACUCUGAAGGAGUUACUCAUAUGAAUGGUGGGAACUCGAUUGACUCAUCAGCAAAUCCUGGGUUGAAAGAUCAGCAUGAAGCUCCUGAAGCGACUCUUGAUUCUAGGUUUAAUUCUUCUUGUAUAGCUGAUGGAAGUGAUCCGAGCCUUCUAGUUGAGGAUUCGUCUGCUACUGCACCUGUAGGUGCUGUGUGUGAAAAAGAAGAUCCUACUGAUACUGCAAGAGUUACAGAAACACCUUUGCGUACCAUAAGUUCUUCGAGGAAAAGAUCUAGAGAUUUGUCUUUGCAAAGUGGUGUUUCACAGACAGAGCCUACAGUUAGAAGGUCAAGAACUUCAUCAAGGCUAGAGUCUCGCAAAUUGCGGGGCUCUAAUGUGCAAUGUAAUGAUAAUAGCAAAAUUGCUGCGAAUAUAUCAGCUUCUGUUGUUCGGGAAGGGUUGCUAAGAAGAAAUUCACAAAGGAGAAAAUCAACUGAUGCCUCUGAAUGUGAUGAUGUUGAUUUAUCUACUUUUGUUUCAAGUGGUAGCAUUGAAGAUAAUGGUUCGGAAAUUGUCACAGUGGAGUCUGAUACCUUUAGUUUCAAUGAAGGCAGUACUAUUGAUUCUGGAUGUAAAAUUGAGCAGUCAGAGACACUUGUUGGGUGCUUGGAGGGUGAUGUUGAGUUGAUCAAAGGGUUUGAUCUCCAAAUAAAGGCUGUUGUAGUAAAAAAGAAAAGAAAACCAAGCAGAAAGCGGGUGUGUAGUGAUGCAUUAGAACCUACUUUUACAGUGGAUAAGGAGGCUGGUGUACAAAGUACUAGUGAAAGCUCCCACAAUGUUUGUGAGAAGAUGAAUGGAAUCUGUCCCAAGGAAGAUGGAGAUGAGCACUUGCCACUGGUAAAACGAGCAAGGGUUCGGAUGGGUGAACCAUCUUCCUUGAGAGAGCCUAAUAGCCUUUCAACCUCGGAGGAGAACACCCAGAAAGAAGCUGUUAACCAAAUAUUAGGAGUAGUUGGAAAAUCUUUGAAUUGUGAUGAUCCUAUUGAGAGGGACUCGCCAAUGACAAAUUCAGCAUCUGUUGCAUCACCUUCACAUAAUUUUUCUCAGUUCCAUGGAAGUAAGCCUCAUACAUGGAAAGCUAACAAAGACCAAUCAUUUGGCUGCUCGGCUGAUGGUGAAUCGGCUUUGCCGCCAUCUAAACGGCUACACCGUGCUCUGGAAGCCAUGUCUGCUAAUGCUGCCGAGGAAGUUCAAUCAUGUAAGGAUGCUUUAAUGGUCAUGAAUACUCUUCCUAAUGGAAAUAUUAUUUCUUUGACGAUUGGAUCUCCCGAUAAGACUAUUGAAAGCAAAACAGUAAGUGACUUGGUACUCCCAAAUGUGGAUUCCAUUGGUUGUAAUGCUGAAGAGGUUGGUGUUUCUGAUAUAGACGCUACCUUUAACCCUAGCUCAGGUGAAAAUACUGAAUUAUCUCUGGAAAUGGAGUUAAAUAAUGUAAGAGUUGAGAGUCAUGAUAUUCAAAAUAGUAAUUCUGGCGAAGAAGUUUAUCUGAAUUCUGGGAACCAUGCUGAUGGAAAUGAUAUUUGUGAUGGAUCUAAAGGUGGUGAGAUUGCUGUGACUCCAGUUCAAUCUCAAAGUCCAAGGCUUUUGCUGUCUAUUCCUGACAGCAAGGAAUCUGAUGUCAGAUCUGCUCGAGGAUCUGAAGAUCAGCUGUUGCUUCCUGAGAACAAAGGCAAUACUAAAAGUAUUGAAUCAAUUAAUAAUGAAUUGGAGAAGUCACAAAAUGAAUAUGAAAUUUGCAAACCUACUUUGAUGAGUAUGGAUCCUGUAUCAGGUACCCAUGAUGGUAUUACUGAGAAUGGCAAUACCAAAAGUAUUGAGUCCAUUAAUUGUAAAUCAGACAAGUCACAAAAUGAAUAUGAAAUUUGCGAACCUACUGUGAUGAAUGUGGAUCCUGUAUCACGUACUCAUGAUGGUAUUGUUGAAAUUUCACCUCAGAGUUGUGUUGGUGUACUUAAAUUAAAUGCAGAGAGCAUCAGUGAUGAGGAUACCAGAUCGUUGGAGCCUCCACCUGAUGACAACAGAGAAGAGAAUGACAUGUCUGAGGUAGUAAUGGAUGCUGUUAAUCCAAAAGACUUGAGUUCUAUGUCUUUUCCAAACAAUGAUUUAGAUGAUGGCUUAGUCAACCAAUUAAAUUCAUCCCCAACAGAUGGGGUUGAUUCUCUUUCCCAGGCAUCUCCACCCAAUGCUUCACUUGGCCAUGUAUCUACAUCUGAUCAUAGUUGUUUUCUUCAAAAUAAUAGCUCUCUUCCCCAGGCAUCUUCACCCAAUGCUUCGCUUGGCCAUGUAUCCACAUCAGAUCAUAGUUGUUUUCUUCAAAAUAAUAGCAGCUGUAGUCCAGAUGUACAUUUACGCCAUAAGAUAAGUUCGCAUCCUCCAAUUGUUGAUGGAGAAGAAAAGUACGAGUCAAUGGUGACUCAGAGACCAAAAUCUGUUGGCAAGUAUGCUGAGUCAAAUGCUGCUCUGGCAUCCUUUGAGGGAAUGCUUGGAACACUGACACGAACAAAGGAGAGCAUUGGUCGAGCAACACGUGUCGCUAUGGACUGUGCUAAACUUGGUGUCUCUUCCAAGGUUGUUGACAUACUUUUACGUUGUUUGGAAACUGAGUCAAGCUUACACCGACGGGUCGACUUGUUCUUCCUUGUGGAUUCUAUUGCACAGUGCUCUCGAUGCAUGAAAGGCGAUGUUGGUGGCUUGUACCCUUCUGCAUUUCAAGCAAUGCUUCCACGUUUAUUAGUAGCUGCUGCCCCUCCUGGAAACUCUGCGCAUGAAAAUCGUAGGCAGUGUCUUAAGGUUCUGAGGCUUUGGUUGGAAAGAAAAAUUCUUCCUGAUUCAGUAAUUCGUCGUCAUAUGCGAGAACUGGAUUACCAUGGUCCUGGUUCUACAUCUGGUCCAUUCUCUAGGCGCUCAAUGAGAACAGAGAGGUCUUUGGAUGAUCCUCUUAGAGAAAUGGAGGGGAUGCUUGUUGAUGAAUAUGGAAGCAAUUCAAGUUUUCAGCUUCCAGGAUUUUGUAUGCCUAGCAUGCUGAAAGAUGAAGGUGAAGGAAGUGAUUCUGAUGGGGGAAGUUUUGAGGCUGUCACGCCCGAGCGUAGUCCUGAAGCAUGUAGUGACCAUGAGACGACAUCUGCCUUGGAGAAGCAUCGGCAUAUUUUGGAAGAUGUUGACGGGGAGCUUGAAAUGGAGGAUGUGGCUCCUUGUGAAACAGAAUUGAAUUCAUCUUCUUGUGCUACUGGAGUAGUUGCCCCACAGAAUUCACAAGACCAGUUUGAACAGCAUUUUUCACUGACAUUUGCUCCUCCACUACCUCAGGACGUGCCACCUUCAUCUCCUCCACUUCCAUCAUCACCUCCUCCUCCGCCCCCACCCCCACCCCCACCCCCACCCCUUCCAUCUAUUGCACAGUCAUGUGGGGUGCCUGAUCCUUACGCAAAUGGCAUGGACUCAUCAAAGCUCUAUCAUGAUAAUAUGCAGGAAACCAUGGUCCAGCCAGUUACUCAGCAGUCAAGUGCUCCAAUAAUUAAUCAACCAAUACCUGAUUCAGUGCACUAUCAUACUUCUGAUUGUAGAGAUCCUCAGAGGCAGAUAGCUGAUUCUUUUCCUGGCCAUAAUUAUCAUAGCAAGGGCUACCCUUUACGGCCUCCUCACCCCCCGCCAUCAAAUCAGUUUUCUUAUGUCAGUGGCGAACAACACUUCAAGCCUCGGCGGGAGGCUACCCCACCUCACUCUUACUCCAAUAGAUACCACUUUGCACAGAGUUGGGAUCGUGAGAACUUUUACAAUAAUCAUGAGAGAAUAAAGCAAGCUCCACAUGAGCUUCAUGACAACUGGAGGGUGCCUCCACAUUCUUUUUCUGGUCAUCAGUAUCCUGGAAAAGGGAAGUCUUAUGGACCUGUUCCUUUUGGUCCCCCAUCUGAACCUAACCAAGGAUGGAGAUUUCCUCCACGGUCAAUGAACCAUAGACAUUCCAUGCCUUACAGACCACCUCGAGAAGGGCCGAUACCUGUUGCAGGUCCAGGCUUAAGAACAUUGUAUGUGUUUCAGGUCCGAACUUCUGGCGACCUAGAUGAACUUGUGUACCAAGUUACCAUUGAGUUUCUGUCUGUUUCUUUCGACCUGAGACACAGACACAGAGAAAGAGAAGGAGAAAUGGGUGCUGCUCAAUCCGUAUCUGAGAAAUCCAUUCACGAAUUCACAGUCAAGGAUGCCAGAGGUAAAGAUGUCGAACUUAGCAGUUACAAAGGGAAGGUUCUUCUUGUGGUUAAUGUUGCUUCUAAAUGUGGCUUUACGGAUUCGAAUUAUACACAGUUGACUGAGCUUUACAACAAAUACAAGGACAAAGGGUUUGAAGUAUUGGCAUUUCCUUGCAAUCAAUUCUUAAAGCAAGAGCCUGGGUCGAGUGAGGAUGCUCAAAAAUUUGCUUGUGAACGAUACAAGGCCGAAUAUCCGAUAUUUCAAAAGGUACGAGUCAAUGGGCCAGACACUGCACCUGUGUACAAAUAUCUGAAAACAAGUAAAUCUGGAUUUUUAGGAUCUAGGAUAAAGUGGAAUUUCACCAAGUUCUUAGUGGACAAAGAUGGCCAAGUCAUAGAGCGCUAUGGCACAAGCACUGCUCCUCUUGCCAUUGAGGAUGACAUCAAGAAAGCCUUGGGAGAAGUGUGAGGACUUACAUCAUGUGUUCAAAUAAAAUUUUAUCAUAAAAUUGUUGUUAGUUGUUACUACUGGAAUGAAAGGGAAAAAAGGAAAGGAAAGGAAUGGAAGAGUAUUUUGAAGUGCAUAAUGUCUCUGAUUGUUGCUGCUGUUUUAUAUUACUUUUGUCCCACUAUCUGUCCCUUGCUGUAUUUUUCUCUCAUUUUUACUUCUCUACCUCCACGUUAACUAAUAUUUGUUUUGUUCAUAAUAAUAAAUUCAUCGCGACUGUUUAGUAUGUGUAAUUGUAAUUGUAAUUGUAAUUUAUCAAAUAUGUAUAAUGUGAAAUUAGUAUGGUGCAUUACAAAACAGACAAA